Messenger RNA from Formica exsecta, 1970 nucleotides. RefSeq names its product homeobox protein Hox-A1-like. The annotation marks the transcript as partial. The record is from RefSeq and is a predicted model, not a curated record. Gene Ontology annotation, molecular function: RNA polymerase II cis-regulatory region sequence-specific DNA binding; DNA-binding transcription factor activity, RNA polymerase II-specific. Lineage: Eukaryota; Metazoa; Arthropoda; Insecta; Hymenoptera; Formicidae. Gene Ontology annotation, biological process: regulation of transcription by RNA polymerase II. Gene Ontology annotation, cellular component: nucleus. The transcript has a single exon.
UUUGUUUCAGCGACCAAAGCGAAUCCGAAUGCGAUCGAGUACGGUGGCGGUACAGUUGCGGGGCCAAGCUCCUCGGUAUACGGAAGUACCGCCAGUGGAACAGUGAGUUGUAUCGCCGGUUCGUUGGCCGGUAUCGCCGGUAGCUUCAACAAUACCGGACGCACAAACUUCACGAAUAAACAACUGACCGAACUGGAGAAGGAGUUUCAUUUCAACAAGUACCUGACGCGAGCGAGACGCAUCGAGAUCGCUUCCGCGCUGCAGCUUAACGAGACGCAGGUGAAGAUCUGGUUCCAGAACAGGCGUAUGAAGCAGAAGAAGCGCAUGAAGGAAGGCCUGAUACCGGCGGAUAGCACGAAUGUGACGGCUUUGAGCGGUGCCAGGAGCAGCAGCAACUCACCGACGGGCUCGUCCAGCCACGAGAUCGGCGGCCUCGGUUUAUCCAGCUUCACCAGCGACAACAGUAGGGAAUCACCUCCAUCUUCCAAGGAUUGACGCGAUUUUUGCUGCAGUAAUGAACGGCACUAUAAUCUAUGAUUCGAUAUCUGAUCGCAAAGCUCUGCUCCGGUGAUAUCGAAAAGAUAGAAGUUUAAUGAGAAUCGUGACAAUUUACUGCAGCCAUACACAAACCACUUUCUAAUUUAUUCUUUCAGGCUGCAUCGUGAAUGUAAUACCGUGGACUUAUAAAAUGAGUAAUGUCAUUCUGUAUCUUGAAAGUAGAGGUAUGUGAUAUAUGUGUAUAUACGGGAGACACGUCUCUAUCUUCCCGUUUCUAAACUAUAAACGGGAAGAUAAAAAUAAACUAUAAUGUGACAUUGGUUUCUCUAAUUCCAUUAUUGUACGGAUGAUACCGACUACAGAAGUGGCGUGUAGCUUCAAAAAAGUUCAAUACGGUACUAUAUUGCAUUCCGGAGCAUGUUUUCUUCAUCCUGAAUUUCUUCUUUCAAUCAGUGCAUUAAAUGUUAAGUUGUAUAUUAAUUUUCCGUAUUAUUUAUUUUAUAUAUUUAAUUUAUAGUCUUCAAUGCGUCUUGUAAAAUUAUAUGUAUAAGUUUGAAAAUUUCAAUUCAAAUUUUCCAAUGUUACCAUGUACCUCAGUUCAUAUUCAUAGAGCGAUAUUUAUAGUUGUAAAUUUUAAAUGCUGCUGUGUGAUUGAACAUCCUUUAUAUUUCUAAUUAAUUUAUAGUUUUAGUUUUCUAAAAAAUUUCAAGAUAUACUACUCAUCUAAUUCUUCCGAUACAUUUACAUUAAUAUAAAUAUAGCGAUUAUAUUCCAAAUUUUUUACCUGCUCUCAAAUGUCAAAAACUAGUACUUAAUGUAUAAUUUUCUCUAUCAUCCGACCGUAAUAAAUUUUAUUUUAAUGUACAAUUGUAAAUGAAAUUUUCUAAUUCAAGUAUACGAAAUGAAUAAACAAGUUAAGAAAUUAAUAAGGGUCUAAAGUUUCAAAGUUGUAAAAUGAAUAAAAUAACAUCUAUUACGUCACAUUUCCACGUGAAGGAUGAUAGCGAUUGAAUUCUAUCAUCCGAUCAUUUCUUAACCCUUCCAGUACCUUGUAAUCAAUAAAUUUUCCAUAACUUUUAAUAAUUUCUUUCAAAAAUCCAAUUUGUAUUUUGUUUUCUUUCUGUAUCUAAUCAGUAUGCAAUGUUUAGAACUAUAUGCACUAUUACAAUAAUAAAGACAAUUUAUAGCACACACUAUAUAUAUACCUAUUAAAUAAUAAAAUUACAGAUAUUUAAAUUAACGAAAUAGAUAUUUCUCACGGAUUUUCUUCAUUUUUAAAACUAAACUAAAAAUAACGAAAAAGUAUUUCAGAAAAGACCUCUAUAUUCAAUCUGAUACUGGAAGAGUUAGCUUUAUUUAUCUUACUGUGGAAUGUUUAUAGUAGUCUUGAACAUUAUGAAACAAUCCCUAAAUGUUAAAAUGUUAAAAUAUCGUUGUCGGAGAAGUAUAAUAGAGAAUAUAUUGCGCCAAUU